This is a messenger RNA of Corylus avellana, 824 nucleotides long. RefSeq names its product 7-dehydrocholesterol reductase-like protein. Gene Ontology annotation, cellular component: nucleolus. The record is from RefSeq and is a predicted model, not a curated record. Lineage: Eukaryota; Viridiplantae; Streptophyta; Magnoliopsida; Fagales; Betulaceae.
CCCAGUGCCCCCAACAGCAACAACCACCACCACCGCAGCAACCACACACCUCGACGCCUGGCUGAAGCUGAACGGCUCGUGCCCGGUUUCCAGGAACUUGCCGCUGCCAACCCCGCUGUCCACGCCGCUCUCGGAGGUCGUUUCACUCUUGCAGUACGCCGCGGAUCGGAGGCGGAGGAGGUGAUAAGAUUUGGAAGAUGUCAGGUUAUGAGAAUGUCGUUGGGGGUAAGCUGAAGCUGAAGGGAAAAGCUCUGGAUGUCAAGGCUGGUGGGGUGAAGAAGAAAAAGAAAAAUAAAAAACAUCAGGAUCAAAUUUCUGAAGUUACAGAAAAUGAACUUCCAGCAGGUGGAAGUGCAGAGCUACCCGCUGAUCCCAACGAGGAAGAUGCAAAUGAUGGCAACAAAUUGAUUGAGGAUGGGAAAGCUGCUCGUUAUGAUGAUCAUCUCACUCCCGCAGAACGGCGUUAUAUAGAACAAAGGGAGAGCAUCGAUGUUCAUAGACUGGCCAAGACAUCUAAUAAAUCGCAUCGUGACAGGAUCCAGGAUUUCAACCAGUAUCUGGCAAAUAUGAGUGAGCAUUAUGACAUUCCUAAAGUUGGCCCAGGAUGAGUCAGGAAAGCUUUUGAGUUUGAAGGGAUCGACCUUUUGUUUGUCAAUGUAAUGUGAGUACUAUAUGUCCCCAGUGUGAUUCUUAUCAUGUUAGAUUUAUGUUCUGUUUGGUGAUCUUUUUUCCUGCUUUGGAAUUCGAAUACCAGUUGCAAUUUGUAAAACUUUGCAUGUGCUAGAAAAUCUCCUAUGGAUAGCCAAUUGAUGCUCAUUACCACA